Messenger RNA from Cladophialophora immunda, 1764 nucleotides. RefSeq lists its product as uncharacterized. The record is from RefSeq and is a predicted model, not a curated record. Gene Ontology annotation, molecular function: flavin adenine dinucleotide binding; oxidoreductase activity, acting on CH-OH group of donors. The transcript has 3 exons. The coding region runs from base 1 to 1764 and encodes 587 amino acids. NCBI's taxonomy places the organism in Eukaryota, Fungi, Ascomycota, Eurotiomycetes, Chaetothyriales, Herpotrichiellaceae.
AUGGCCGGGUCGCGUGAACGGUCGUUCGAUUUCAUUGUCGUCGGAGCGGGCAACUCUGGAGCCGUGGUUGCUGGAAAUCUGGCGCGCGCGAUACCCGGACCAAGUGUACUUCUAGUAGAGCGUGGAGGUGACAAUCAAGACCCUGAGUUGAGAGUCGCGUCGGAGCGAUUCACCAAUGUCUACAUAAACGAUGCAGUCAAACUCCGCUACGAGACUGUCCCGCAAAAGAACCUCAACAACCGAAGCCUGGAGUAUCUGCGUGGUCAAGGGCUCGGCGGCUCAAGCAUGGCCAACUUCUGCGGCUAUAUCCGUGGCUCCAGAUCCGACUAUGACACCUGGGCAGAGAUGGUCGAUGAUGAUGCGUUCAAAUGGAAGAAUGUCGUCCAACGCUACUGUGAAUUGGAAAACCUCCAUUUCACCCCCGACGAUGAUCCGGACGGUUUCGUUCGUCUGAGGGAUGGUGUCCACGGUUUCGAGGGUCCUGUGGAUUUGAGCUUGGCGGCAAGACAAGAGUGGCCCACGGGACUGGACAAAGUCAUGAAAGCCAGUCUCCAAUUUGGCUGGCCACUGAACCAGGACCAGAACUCGGGCGAUCUCAUUGGUGUCGGAUCCAUCUCUACGACGACGUACAAGGGGUAUCGUGUUACCAGCGCAUCUGCAUAUUUGAGCAACCCCCCGGCAAACCUCACCAUCUGGACUCACGCUCUUGCCACCAAGCUGCUAUUCGAGAAAUACGGCAACAGUUCAAAGCCCAAAGCUAUUGGAGUAGAGCUUGCGGACGGCCGGAAACCUCGGGCCAAAAACGAAGUGAUCCUUGCGCUUGGAACAAUCGAUACCCCCAAGCUAUUAAUGCUGUCUGGCAUCGGACCCAAGGAAGAUCUCAGGCAGUUGGGAAUCCCCAGUUUGGUGAACCUCCCGCGACUGGGCAAGGACAUGAUCGAUCAUAACUAUGUCAUCGUUUCCUGGGGCGCCAAUACCGAGUUGGGCACGAGUGUUGAUCGUGUCAGGAACGCAGAGCUCGUGGAAACAGCCCGAAAACAGUGGCGAAAAGACCGCAGUGGACAAGACGCGUGGCUGAAUCUGUCAAAUUUGCUGGCAUUCGUCAAGUAUGAUCCCAAGCGGUCACCGAAGACUUUCGAAGAGCUGGAAAAGCUGGAUGAGAGGACGAAGAAAUGGAUCAAACACCCUCAAACUCCCCAGAUCGAGCUCUUUCUCCAGGGCACUGUCCCAGAGGAGUUCGACACGAAGAACGGGCCGGAGUGCUUUAUGCUCGGUAUCAUGUCCAUGCAACCUCAGUCUCGGGGCACCGUCAGACUGGCCUCGAAAGACCCACUUGAAAUGCCUCUGAUCGAUCCUAACUACUUUGAUCACCCGUAUGAUUCGCGCAUGAUGAUCGAAGGGGUCCGAGAAGGCUUCAAUCUCAUCAAGUCAACGGAUUUGUCCAAGUACAUCGUCGGUCCAAACCUGACCCCGGCUUCCGACAGCGACGAAGACAUCCUGAAGUUCCUCAAAACUUACCUCAUGCCGAUCUUGCACCCCGUAGGGACUGUGAGGAUGGGAAGCAGCAAUGACCACAGUGCCUGUUUAGACACCGAUUUCCGGAUUCGUGGAGUUGACGGUCUGCGCGUUAUGGACCUUAGUGUCUGUCCGCUGAUUACCAGUAAUCAUACUCAAGCGACAGCGUAUGUUGUCGGCCAGUUGGGCUGGAAACAACUCCAAAAAGAGUAUGGUCUAAAAAUGACGCCUCCGCAGCAGAAACUUUAG